AUGAAGAUUGAUGGAUGGUCGUCGACUUGUCCGAUCCAUUUGCUCAUUGAUUUUUCGUCCGUCGAGACCAAGAUCGAAGAGAUGUCCUUCAUCUUUUCGAGCUGGUUCGCCUUGUUGUGUGCGCUCGCAACUGGUCGAGCUUCGCUGAAGCAUCCCGACUCGGCGAUGGCUCUGACCCCGGUGGACGUUGGCAUGACGUGCUCACAGUACCCACGAGCGCCGAGGGUUGUGACGUUUAUCGUGGACCAACCUGGGGCGGACAUGGUCGUGCUGCACUUUGACCACGUCCAGUUGAGGCCCGGCGACUCGUUGAGCAUCUUGGCCGCGACUAACCACACAGUGGGGACCGUCGUCGACACGCUGACGUCGAAAACAACAAGCAGCCCGCUCUAUUCCGUGCCAGUCGACGCAUCCACGGUUGUCUUGGAGCUACAUGUGAAUGGCGGCGCCGAGUCAGCGGAUGGGUGCUUUGGAUUUCACGUGGACGGCGUCCGGACGUCAGCCAUCGAGACGUCCGCCGCGUCGGUCGGGGAAUCCAUUUGUGGCACGGACGAUGCCGUGAACGCGCAGUGUUUUGCCAACACGACCAAGUACGUUGCGUCGAAACCCGUCGCUCGUCUGUUGACGCAUCGUCCAUUCGGAUCGUUGUUUUGCACGGGAUGGCUCCUUGGAUGCGGUGGCCAUCUCGUCACGAAUGAGCAUUGCAUUCAGAGUGCCGCCGACGCUGCCAACACAACGUUUGAAUUCAUGGCGGAAGGCCCGUCGUGCACCGCCAACUGCUCGUUUCAAGGGAGUUGCAAGGCGUCCCCAAGGCAGUGGAUUCGCGGGGCAACAUUUGUCGCCGCCUCGAAAGACUUGGAUUAUGCGUUGGUCAAGCUCGACCCGGCCGUGAUUCCCCCCGGACUUGGGUACCUCCAACUGCGUGCGUCUGGGCCGAAACUCAACGAGACCGUGUACAUCCCGCAGCACCCGCGUGGCAGGGGAAAGCAAGUGGCUGCAAUGCACGGCACCACGCCCGGCGUGAUUACAUCGUUGACGUUGUCCGGAUGCGCCCCCAACCAAGCAGGAUAUAUGCUGGACACACAGCCUGGCUCUUCUGGCUCGCCCGUGAUAUCUGCCGUCGACAACACCGUGGUUGCACUGCAUCACUGCGGCGGCUGUCCAAAUGCUGGGAUUCAGUCCCAGUGGAUCGUCCAAGACAUGGUAAAGCGGGGGAUUAUGCCGCCGUGUGGCGUCGCCUAG
Molecule: messenger RNA, 1242 nt
Organism: Aphanomyces invadans
Lineage: Eukaryota; Oomycota; Saprolegniomycetes; Saprolegniales; Verrucalvaceae
Exons: 4
Coding region: 1-1242 (413 amino acids)
Source: RefSeq, a predicted model, not a curated record